Mandrillus leucophaeus (drill) is the source of this 1432-nucleotide messenger RNA. It is a transcript of the gene SMARCB1, whose product is annotated as SWI/SNF related, matrix associated, actin dependent regulator of chromatin, subfamily b, member 1. NCBI's taxonomy places the organism in Eukaryota, Metazoa, Chordata, Mammalia, Primates, Cercopithecidae. Gene Ontology annotation, cellular component: nucleus; nuclear chromosome. Gene Ontology annotation, molecular function: transcription coregulator activity. The record is from RefSeq and is a predicted model, not a curated record. The transcript has 8 exons. Gene Ontology annotation, biological process: regulation of transcription by RNA polymerase II; chromatin remodeling. The coding region runs from base 26 to 1099 and encodes 357 amino acids.
CUCAUAGGUGGGAAACUACCUCCGUAUGUUCCGAGGUUCUCUGUACAAGAGAUACCCCUCACUCUGGAGGCGACUAGCCACUGUGGAAGAGAGGAAGAAAAUAGUUGCAUCGUCACAUGAUCACGGAUACACAACUCUAGCCACCAGUGUGACCCUGUUAAAAGCCUCGGAAGUGGAAGAGAUUCUGGACGGCAAUGAUGAGAAGUACAAGGCUGUGUCCAUCAGCACAGAGCCCCCCACCUACCUCAGGGAACAGAAGGCCAAGAGGAACAGCCAGUGGGUACCCACCCUGCCCAACAGCUCCCACCACCUGGAUGCCGUGCCAUGCUCCACGACCAUCAACAGGAACCGCAUGGGCCGGGACAAGAAGAGAACCUUCCCCCUUUGGUGCGGAUGUGUCGCUGCGCUCACCCUCCGUGCUGAUUCUCCCUUAGUUCUCCACUUUGAUGACCACGACCCAGCUGUGAUCCACGAGAACGCAUCUCAGCCCGAGGUGCUGGUCCCCAUCCGGCUGGACAUGGAGAUCGAUGGGCAGAAACUGCGAGAUGCCUUCACCUGGAACAUGAAUGAGAAGUUGAUGACACCUGAGAUGUUUUCAGAAAUCCUCUGUGACGAUCUGGAUUUGAACCCGCUGACGUUUGUGCCAGCUAUCGCCUCCGCCAUCAGACAGCAGAUCGAGUCCUACCCCACGGACAGCAUCCUGGAGGACCAGUCAGACCAGCGCGUUAUCAUCAAGCUGAAUAUCCAUGUGGGAAACAUUUCCCUGGUGGACCAGUUUGAGUGGGACAUGUCAGAGAAGGAGAACUCGCCAGAGAAGUUUGCCCUGAAGCUGUGCUCGGAGCUGGGGUUGGGCGGGGAGUUUGUCACCACCAUCGCAUACAGCAUCCGGGGACAGCUGAGCUGGCAUCAGAAGACCUACGCCUUCAGUGAGAACCCUCUGCCCACAGUGGAGAUUGCCAUCCGGAACACGGGCGAUGCGGACCAGUGGUGCCCGCUGCUGGAGACGCUGACAGACGCCGAGAUGGAGAAGAAGAUCCGCGACCAGGACAGGAACACGAGGCGGAUGAGGCGUCUCGCCAACACAGCCCCGGCCUGGUAACCAGCCCAUCAGCACGCGGCUCCCACGGAGCAUCUCAGAAGAUUGGGCCGCCUCUCCUCCAUCUUCUGGCAAGGACAGAGGCGAGGGGACAGCCCAGUGCCAUCCUGAGGAUCGGGGUGGGGGUGGAGUGGGGGCUUCCGGGUGGCCCUUCCCGGCACACAUUCCAUUUGCUGAGCCCCAGUCCUGCCCCCCACCCUCCCCGCCCCUCCCCAGUCUCUAGGGUCAGGAAGAAACCUUAUUUUAGGUUGUGUUUUGUUUUUGUAUAGGAGCCCCAGGCAGGGCUAGUAACAGUUUUUAAAUAAAAGGCAACAGGUCAUGUUCAAUUUCUUCAAA